Molecule: messenger RNA, 4098 nt
Organism: Closterium sp. NIES-65
Lineage: Eukaryota; Viridiplantae; Streptophyta; Zygnematophyceae; Desmidiales; Closteriaceae
Source: the annotation of a GenBank genome assembly
AUGGCUCCCCCUAGCGUUCUCACCUUUGACGCGGAGGGUCGGGCAGUGGACUUUGAGGUCUGGGUAGAUGAUCUGCAGCUUUUCCUGCAGUGCGAUAGGGCAGACGGCCUCUCCCUGUUUGACCUCACUUCUGGUGCCUCCCCUGCCCCUGCUGCUGAUGCUGACGCCACUGUUCGCUCACAGUGGGCCACACAUGACCCUGCUGCUCGCCUUGCUGUGCGCCGCCACUUACCGACCACUCAGCGUGCACACUUUAGCCAGUACAAGAGUGCUCAGACCUUGUACGACGCUGUAGUUGCACGCUACUCUUCCCCUGCCACUGCUGCAGUGAGCCGCCUCAUGCUACCGUACCUCUUCCCUGACCUUGCUGCCUUUCCCACAGUCGCUGACCUCAUUACGCACCUCAGCACUAUCACCCGUCUCCUUGACUCUCUCCGUGUAGUCACGGACCACUUCCUCUCUGUUUGCCCCACCACUCUCACCGUUGACCUCCUCGAGAAGGCCCUCCUAGCGAUAGAGAAGCGCAUAGUCGCUGUAGGAGCCUCUUGUGGUGACCCUCGCACCCCCGUCUUUGAGGGGUGUUCUCCCUCCCCCCUCUUGCCCUCUGUUGCCUCUGCUGCUGCGGCCGACCUCGUUGGUUUCGAGUCAGUCGGCGCUGCGUCUGCCCCGAGCGGGAGGCGCCGCACCGGCAAGGGCAAGGGGGGCAAGGGCACUGGAGGAGGUGGAGGGGGCGCUGGAGGUGGUGGUGGAGGCGGUGGAGGGAGUGGGGGUGGAGGUGGGAGUGGUGCUGGGGGUGGCGGCGGCGGCGGCAGCGGUGGAGGCGGCGGAGGCAGUGGAGGUGGCGGAGGGAGCGGAGGCGGCGGAGGUAGUGGAGGAGGCGGAGGUGGAGGAGGCGGCGGAGGCGGCGGAGGCGGCGGCGGUGGCGGAGGCGGCGGUGGUGGAGCGAGUCGCGACUCUGCGCCGAGGAGUGGCGUCGGUGGUGGUCAGCGCCAGCAGCAGCAGCGGAGUGGUUGCGGAGUUCCGCACUCCACCCAGCGCUGCUUUGGUCGCCUAACGGACCCGUGGCGUCGCCAGUUCCCUGAGGCGUCAGAGAUCCCUCGCUGGGGAGAUCUGGCUAAGACCGGGGUUGCUAUCUUUGAUCUUGACUUUGAUGCUAUUCUUGCUGCCAUGUAUGCUGUUGCUGAUAGUGUUGAGGGUGCCUGUUACCUGUCUGUACCGCCUGACCCGGGCAUUGAGGCUGCUGCGCUAGGUGCUGGUGAGGCUGCUGCUCUAGGUGCUAGUGCGUCUGCUGCCCCAGGUGCCAGUGCGUCUGCCGCCCCAGGUGCUGGUGAGUCUGCUCUCUCAAGUACUACGUCGGCUCAGGCCUUCCACACCUUCACCCUGGACUCGGGUGCGUCCCGCUCCUUCUUUCGAAACCGCACCACUCUUACGCCGCUUAGUCGGCCGGUUGCAGUCUCCCUAGUAGACCCCUCUAGGGGUCCUGUCCUUGCUACCUUCUCCACUGUCCUUCCGUGCCCUGCAGCCCCCUUUGGCACCCUGUGUGGUCUCUACCUCUCUACGAACUUGGUGAGUGGAGCGGACCUACAAGAUCGAGGGGUUGACCAGUUCACUCCUGCGAGUCAGCGAGUGACCCACUGCAGGUGUGCUCGGAUAGACCGACACUUGGCCACGUUCACCCGUCGGCCAGGGUCGAGCCUGUACACCCUUACUGCUGAGUCUCCUCCUACUGCUGAGUCUGCCCAGGUAGCUGCGUCGAGUCUGGUGUUUGCUGCGGCGUCCAGGUCUGGUCCUGAGUCUACCCCCUGCUCGUGUCGUCUGCUGUCCCACCAGACUCUCCUUUGGCACCACCGCCUUGGUCACCCCUCCUUGCCUCGUCUCCGAGGCAUGGCCUCCCGUGUCCUUGUCUCUGGUCUUCCUCGGUCUCUCCCUCCCCUUCCUCCGAGGCCUGGCCCUACCUACGUCCCCUGCGUCAAGGGGCGACAGCGCGCCGCCCCUCACUCCUCCGAGUUUCCUCCGACAGAGGCUCCGCUGCAGACUUUACACAUGGACGUGUGGGGCCCAGCCCGCGUCAUUGGGCAGGGGAGAGAGCGGUACUUUCUGCUGAUCGUUGACAACUACUCGUGUUACACCACAGUCUUCCCCUUGCGCAGCAAGGGUGACGUCACUGAGGUGUUGAUCGACUGGAUCCGCGCAGCUCGUCUCCAGCUCAGAGAGAGUUUUGGCUCGGACUUUCCUGUUUUGCGUCUGCACUCGGACAGAGGAGGGGAGUUUUCCUCUGCCCGUCUGGGAGCCUUCUGUCGGGCACAGGGCAUCCGCCAGACCUUCACGCUUCCGGCCUCUCCACAGCGAAAUGGGAUUGCUGAGCGCCGCAUUGGCAUGGUCAUGGACGUCGCGCGUACGUCCAUGAUGCAUGCGGCUGCCCCCCAUUUUCUGUGGCCGUUUGCGGUUCAGUACGCCGCGCAUCAGCUCAACCUUCAGCCCCGGGUCUCCUUGCCAGAGACCUCCCCCGCCUUGCGUUGGACAGGGAAGGUUGGCGAUGCGUCUGCGUUUCGGGUUUGGGGAUCUCGGGCGUUUGUCCGCGACUUGUCUGCGGACAAGCUGUCCCCGCGUGCUGUUCCUUGCGUCUUCCUUGGCUUCCCCCCUGACGCGCCUAGCUGGCAGUUUUACCACCCCACCACGCGCCGUGUUCUGUCCUCCCAGGACGUCACCUUUGACGAGUCGGUGCCUUACUACCUUCUCUUCCCCUACCGCACUGCGCCCCUCCCCCCGCCGCCGCUCUUCCUUGUGCCAGGUGCUACUCAGGUAGACCCCCUCCCUCCUCAAGGUCCUGCCCCUUCGUGUGUGUCCCAGGUAGACGCAGUUGACCCUGUUGAGGAAGUUGUAGACUCUGGUGCUGCUAGAGGUGCUGAGCCUGCGGGUGCCGGGUCUGCGGGUGCCGGGUAUGGGGGUGCUGAGUCUGGGGGUGCUGAGACUGGAGGUACUGAGCCUGGGGGUGCUGAGCCUGGGGGUGCUGAGUUUGGGGGUGCGGAGCCUGGGGGUGCUGGGUCUGCUCGUGUGGCCCCCGGCGGAACUUCGUCGAGGCGGGAGCCGCUCUCUCCACAGGAGCUGCGCGUGUGGUUCGCCCGCCGCUGGAGACGUGCUGCUGAGUCUGGGGGUGUUGGCGCUGGUGUUUCUACUGGUGCUGGUGCGUCUGGGGGUGUUGCUGAGGCAGCUGGUGCUGAUGGUCCUACGGGAGUUGAGUGUCCACCGCCUGUCCAGUCGCAGUCACAGUUACCGCCCGCCUCCCCUCUACCUGCUCCUUCUCCCUAUGCUGGUCCUACUGGAGGUCUUGCAGAGCGUCGUGAGCCUGCGUCUCGUCCCGCGUCACCUGUUCGUGCUGCUCGCACUAGUGGUCGUACUGCACGUCCGCGUCCUCCUGCAGUCCCCGGCACACACCAGAUGGCACUGCGUCCUUCCACUGCUCCUCUGCGUGUCCUGUUGCCGUCUCCUCCAGAGUCCUUUCUUCCUUCUCUUGCUGACCCGGAGUCUGACUCCCUUCGUGCUGCUAGUCCUUCAGUCACGCGCCUUCUUGCUACUGUCCUCACUGACCCUUCCUUUGAGUCUGCUGCUGCGUCUGCUCUCGUUGCUGAGCUGGUCGACUUCACUGCUCGCUGUCGUCUAGACUACGCUGCCACUCUUGUUGCUGAGUCUGAGUCUGUCUGUCCUCCGUCCGUCGGGGGUGAGUGUGCUCUUAGCACGGACGUCCUUGAGGAUAGGCAGGAGGAGUUCCAGUGCUUUGCGGCUGCUUUGCCCCAUCUCGUGUCCACGCUGAUUGCCCCUGAGGGAGACCCGGAUGCACCAGACAUCCCGACUCCUCGAUCGUACGCUGAGGCGAUCAAGGGUUUCUACUCCUCUCAGUGGCAAUCGGCCAUGGACGCAGAGAUAGCUUCCUGGAAGUCCACAGGCACCUACGUCGACGAGGUUCCCCCACCUGGGGCGAACAUCAUCAGUGGGAUAUGGAUCUUCAGGGUGAAGCGGCCGCCGGGCUCCCCGCCUGUCUUCAAGGCGCGUUACGUGGCUCAAGGCUUCAGUCAGCGAGAGGGAGUUGACUACUUUUAG